This is a messenger RNA of Striga asiatica, 1965 nucleotides long. The record is from the annotation of a GenBank genome assembly. NCBI's taxonomy places the organism in Eukaryota, Viridiplantae, Streptophyta, Magnoliopsida, Lamiales, Orobanchaceae.
GACAAAGUGAUCUAUAUGAAAGCCCAUAUGUUAAUUAGGCAGGCCCAUUUUCACAUAUCAAAUUCAAUUGCUUUUCGGCUUUUGUCUAAUCUACAAAACAAAUUUGCCCUUUGAGACAUAUCAUCAAACAGGUGGCAGCCGGCAGCCGGCAGCGGCAGUGAGAAUAAUGCAAAACUUGCGGAAGGCUAUUUUGAGUCACAUUAAGAUUGGAGUCCCUGUGAAAGGGCAUUUGCGUGCAUUUAGCACGGCUGCUGAUAUCAACCAGGACCGAGUGAUGGGUCGAGUCAUUGAGUUGGUGAAGAAAUUUGACAAGAUUAAUGCUGCUAAGGUCACUGAAAAGGCCGAUUUCCAGAAGGACUUGAGCCUCGACAGCCUGGAUAGAGUAGAACUCGUGAUGGCUUUUGAGGAAGAAUUUUCUGUCGAGAUACCUGAUGCCGAAGCAGACAAGCUCAGAUGCUGUGCAGAUGUUGCUAAGUAUGUUAUUUCGAGUUCGAAUGGAAAAGUUUUCGAUUCUUCCUCUUAAUUCUGCUUGGUUCACAUUUUGCUAGUAGUUAGUUCCUCUGAAUUCAUCCAUUUUCCAGCCGAAAAAUCUUUCUUUGGUUAGUAUGAAAACGGCUUCUUUUAUGACGAAAAGUUUGAUCUUAGCUUCAUUACUUCCGUUUUAGCUUUAAAUCAUAUGUAGCUAGAUUUAUGGUCGUGUGACGAAAUCCAAAUGGUCUAUAUUCAGGGUUGGUUAAGUGAUUGGGGGCACAUGUUUAGUUUAUAUUUUUUUUGAGUUAAAAAUGAUUGGUUUUUAUGGUUAGUUUAUAUUACAAUGCAGACCUCAAGUGAAUUUUUUCUUGUAAUUUCAAAAGAUAAUUGGGGAUUCUUUCUAACCUUUAUUUCAUCAACAAAAAACAUAUACAGCUGAAAAAUCAUAAACUACAUCUCUCUCUCUCUCAGCGUGACUAGAAGCGCCAACCGCCCGAUAUCCGAGUUACCUAUGAAAACGUGCCAUUUGUCUUAUCACAAAAAAGCAAAUGCUGCAUGUUUUGUCUUCUUUCUCUCCUUCAUGUGCUCGUCUAAAGAUUUUGGCGCCAAACAAAUGUCGCCAGUGGUGUAAACACGAACACCUUCGGCUGCUGACACGAGUUUGAUCGUUUCGAGUUUUCUCGUAAGGGCACGCCAGCAUGGCGAGCUCCUCGGGAUUCGAAAAACACUAACCGAACAUUUUUUUUCUAAAUCGGGAGUUGCAUGAAGAUUGGAGGGAAGGUCUAUAAGGAAUUCCCCUUGAACAUCUGUGCUGCCUUUUGCCCAUGAUUUGUUUGUUCUCUCACUUGUGCUGCAUAAAACACACACUUUUGCACCUGCAUAUAAUCACUCAUAAUUUUUUAUUUUCUUUUGUAUUUUUUUUUAUUUNAAAAAAAAAAAACUUAAUUAUAGGGUUUUAUUCGAGUCGUGCGGAGUAGCUCGUGUUGUAGGUCGUACUCGUUUAAUAAGUGAACGAGUUCUGCUCGACUUGUUUAAUUAAUAGACCUAAAUAUUUUAACGAGCUAUUUGCGAAAAAGUUUAGUUCUUCACGAACAAGCUUGGCUUGAAUCGUUUAACAAACGAGCUUCAUGAGUUGUUUGGGCUCGGCAUGUUUAAGUAACCAAACGGGCCAAGGUCGAGCCUAAUGGAGCUUUGUCCGCGAAUAGUUCAGGUUCGAAUAAUAGCUCUACUUAAAAUAGAUCCAUUAUAUAAAAAUGAGAACACCAGCUAAAAUAUAUUAUAACAAAUUUAUGUAAAAUUCAAAAUUGUAUAGUUAUAAUAAGAAAAGGGAAAAAAAAAAGGAAAAUUGUGAUGAAAGGAAAUACUGAAAUAGUCAGAUCACCAGCAAACUCUGUUGACAGGUGAACUGAUUAAUUUGUUUCCUUAAGCUAAAGCUCAUGCUGACUUUUAUUACAUGACAUUUAUCAUUGGUUUUUUUUUUUCAAUUUUUUUUUU